GACUGCUGGCAGCCAAUCAGAGCAGCUGUGCUCCAGAUCCUGACAGUGAACAGAUACUGGCCACAAAGCAGAGGCACAACUCUGCUGUCUGACCAUCUAACAAGGUUCUGCUUCUAAGGAUGGAUCCCAUUGAUGUUGGUCUGCAGGAGGUUCUAGAGGAACAUAAGAUCAGUCUGAGGAGGAGAUGUGAACGUGUGACUGAAGGAAGUGAUGAACCAGGAAGUAGAACCCUCCUCAACAGCAUCUACACUGAUCUCUACAUCACAGAGGGACAGAGUGAAGAGGUUAAUACCCAACAUGAGGUGAAGCAGCUGGAGAGAGCUUCCAGGAUCCAGAACCUCCAUGACUCUCCAAUCAGGUGCCAUGACAUCUUUAAAGCCUCACCUGACCAACAUGGAGCCAUCAGAGUGGUUCUGACCAACGGCAUCGCUGGUGUUGGAAAAACCUUCUCAGUGCAGAAGUUCACUCUGGACUGGGCCGAGGGCUUGGAGAACCAAGAUGUCCGUGUGGUGGUUCUGCUGUCGUUCAGGGAGCUGAACCUGAUCAGAGGUGAGCAGCACAGUCUUCUCACGCUGCUCCAUGUUUUCCAUCCAACCCUCCAGAAACUCCUAGCAGAGCAGCUGGCUGCCCACAAACUUCUCUUCAUCUUUGACGGCCUGGAUGAAAGCAGACUUUCUCUGGACUUCAACCACAGUCGGCUGGUUUCUGACGUCACACAGAAGUCAUCAGUCGACGUUCUGCUGACAAACCUCAUCAAGGGGAACCUGCUUCCCUCGGCUCUGGUCUGGAUCACCUCCAGACCUGCAGCGGCCAAUCAGAUCCCUCCUUCAUGUGUUGCCAGGGUAACAGAGGUACGAGGCUUCACCGACGCCCAGAAGGAGGAGUACUUCAGGAGGAGGUUCAGUGAUGAAGAGCUGUCCAGCAGAAUCAUCUCCCACAUCAAGACCUCCAGGAGCCUCCACAUCAUGUGUGGAAUCCCAGUCUUCUGCUGGAUCACUGCUACGGUUCUGGAGAACAUGUUGACCACAGAGCAGAGAGAUGAGCUGCCCAAGACCAUGACUGACAUGUACUCUCAUUUCCUGCUGGUCCAGACCAGGAGGAGGAUGAACAAGUACCAUGGAGGACAUGGGAGGAGUCCACAGGAGCUGAUGGAGGCUGACAGGGAAGUUCUCCUGAAGCUGGGGAGGCUGGCGUUGGAACAUCUGGAGAAAGGAAACAUCAUGUUCUACCAAGAAGACCUGCAGCAGUGUGGUCUGGAUGUCACAGAGGCCUCGGUGUACUCAGGAGUUUGUACAGAGAUCUUCAAGAGAGAGAGCGUGAUCUUCCAGAAAGCAGUCUACUGCUUUGUUCAUCUGAGCAUUCAGGAGUUUCUGGCUGCAGUCUACAUGUUCCACUGCUUCACCAGCAGGAACACAGAGGUGGUGGAGAACUUCCUGGGAGAAAAAUACAGUGAAACAUCUCUGGAUGACUUCCUGAGGAGAAUCAUGGAUAAAUCCCUCAAAAGUGAAAAUGGCCACCUGGACCUGUUUGCUCGCUUCCUUCAUGGCCUCUCUGUGGAGUCCAACCAAAGACUCUUAGGAGGGCUGCUGGGUCAGACAGAGAACAGUCCAGGAACCAUCCAGAGAGUCAUCACCAACCUGAAGGAGAUGAACACUGAUGAUAAAAUCUCUCCUGACAGAAGCAUCAAUAUCUUCCACUGUCUGAUGGAGAUGAAGGACCUCUCAGUUUAUCAGGAGAUCCAACAGUUCCUGAAAUCAGAGAACAGAUCAGAGGAGCUUUCUUUGUUCCAGUGCUCAGCUCUGGCCUACAUGCUGCAGAUGUCAGAGGAGGUUCUGGAUGAGUUGGACCUGGAGAAGUACAACACAUCAGAAUCAGGACGACGGAGACUGGUUCCAGCUGUGAGGAACUGCAGAAAGGCUCGACUAGUGGGCUGUAGUCUCUUACCGACUGAAUGUGAAGUUUUGGCCUCAGCUCUGAAGUCCAACCCCUCCCUGACUGACCUGGAAAUAGAUCUGAUCUAUAAUGGAGGAACCUUUGGAGACUCUGAGAUGAAGCGUCUCUGUGAGAUCCUGGAGACUCCAUUCUGUAAAGUAAAGAAGCUGACAUUGAUGACCUGCAGUUUGUCAGAGAUCAACUGUAAACAUCUGGUAUCUGCGCUGAAGUCCAACCCGUCCCAUCUGACAGAACUGGACCUGAGCAGAAACAAAGACCUGAAAGAUGGUGGAGUGAAGGAGCUCUGUGGUUUCCUCCAGACUCCCCUCUGCAAACUACAGACACUGAGAUUGGUGACCUGCAGUUUGUCAGAGAUCAGCUGUGAUUAUCUGGUAUCAGCGCUGAAAUCCAACCCGUCCCAUCUGACAGAACUGGACCUGAGCUACAACAACCUGGAAGAUUCUGGAGUGAAGGAGCUCUGUGGUUUCCUCCAGACUCCCCUCUGCAAACUACAGACACUGAGAUUGUGGAGCUGCAGUUUGUCAGAGAUCAGCUGUGAUUAUCUGGUAUCUGCUCUGAAGUCCAACCCUUCUCAUCUGACACAACUGGACCUGAGCAGAAAUGACCUGAAAGAUUCUGUAGUGAAGGAGCUCUGUGGUUUCCUCCAGACUCCCCUCUGCAAACUACAGACACUGAGAUUGAGGAACUGCAGUUUGUCAGAGAUCAGCUGUGAUCAUCUGGUAGCGGCGCUGAAGUCCAACCCGUCCCAUCUGACAGAACUGGACCUGAGUCAGAACAACGUGAAAGAUUGUGGAGUGAAGGAGCUCUGUGGUUUCCUCCAGACUCCCCUCUGCAAACUACAGACACUGAGCUUCAUAGGCUGCAGUUUGUCAGAGAUCAGCUGUGAUUAUCUGGUAUCGGCGCUAAAGUCCAACCCGUCCCAUCUGACAGAACUGGACCUGAGAAGGAACGACCUGAAAGAUUCUGGAGUGAAGAAGCUCUGUGGUUUCCUCCAGACUCCCCUCUGCAAACUACAGACACUGAGAUUGAUAAACUGCAGUUUGUCAGAGAUCAGCUGUGAUUAUCUGGUAUCGGCGCUGAGGUCCAACCCGUCCCAUCUGACACAACUGGACCUGAGUCACAACAACCUCAAUGAUUCUGGAGUGAAGAAGCUCUGUGGUUUCCUCCAGACUCCCCUCUGCAAACUACAGACACUGAGCUUGAGUUACUGCAGUUUGUCGAAGAUCAGCUGUGAUCAUCUGGUAUUGGCGCUGAAGUCCAACCCAUCCCUUCUGACACAACUGGACCUGAGCUUCAACUACCUGAAGGAGUCAGAGGUUCAGCAGCUGGAGAAUCUUGUACAGAGUCCAGACUACAAACUGAAAACUCUGACGUGGAGGUGAUGAUCUUAGUGGAGGAGAGAAGCUGAGCUGUCCUGAUGAUCCAGAGGUUGAAGCUGCAGCAGUUUGAGUUUAAAGAGACUCUGACUGGAUCCUGAUGAUGAACUCUGACCUUAGAGAUGUUGAUCCUGUUUAUCUGAUUAUAUCUGUCAUUUAGUGUCUGAUAUUGUUUGUCUCUGUGGACCAGUGAGGAUCAAAUGAAAACUAAGUUGCAUUUAGUGGCUCCAUGGAGUUUUGACCUGAAUCUGAUGAAACUGCAAAGUUGAUAUUUUUUCUCUCUGCUUCAUUUUCAGCCUGUAACCCAGAAAUCUGAAAUAAAGCUCAACUCUAAAGUUU
Fundulus heteroclitus (mummichog) is the source of this 3668-nucleotide messenger RNA. RefSeq names its product NACHT, LRR and PYD domains-containing protein 12-like. Lineage: Eukaryota; Metazoa; Chordata; Actinopteri; Cyprinodontiformes; Fundulidae. The record is from RefSeq and is a predicted model, not a curated record. Gene Ontology annotation, molecular function: protein binding. Bases 120 to 3335 code for a protein of 1071 amino acids. The transcript is spliced from 12 exons.